Molecule: messenger RNA, 330 nt
Organism: Aspergillus viridinutans
Lineage: Eukaryota; Fungi; Ascomycota; Eurotiomycetes; Eurotiales; Aspergillaceae
Product: thioredoxin family protein
Exons: 2
Coding region: 1-330 (109 amino acids)
Molecular function (GO): protein-disulfide reductase activity
Source: RefSeq, a predicted model, not a curated record
AUGCCUGUUACAGCCAUAACCUCGUUUGAACAGUUCCAAGAAAUCAUUAACAGCGAUAAGCCUGCUAUAAUCGACUUCUGGGCAACAUGGUGUGGCCCUUGCCGAUUUAUCUCCCCUGCCUUUGAGAAGUUAUCGGAUGUUUCGGAGUUUGGCGAUGUCGGAUUCUACAAAGUUGAUGUCGAUCAAGAAGAAAGAAUUGCUCAGGAGGUCGGCAUACGUGCAAUGCCAACCUUUGUUGUCUUUAAAGACGGACAGAAAAUUGGUGAACAGACUGGGGCCAAUCCGCAAGGUUUGGAAACCCUUAUCCGUAAGGCAGCUGAGGCUUCUUAG